AUGCUUAUGGAGACCGCGGAUCCAACCGGGUAGGGCUCCUCUGUUCAUAACUUGACUCAAAUGCCGUUACACUGAUUGUUAUUAAGAUGAUAACCGUUAUUAUUAUUAUUAUUAUUAUUGCUAUUAUUAUUAUUAUUCUUAUCAUUAUUGAUAUUACUAUAUAUGCUGUCCCGUUCACGUCAAUUGACCUUUAACCCUCGACCAGUCAUACGCAGACGAAUCCGGUGGUUGCUUUUCUGGAAAAAAAAUUAAGGUCGAAACUUUGUCAUCAAUUAGUGCUAUGAGGUGGAGCAGGGCUAGUUCUCACAAAAUUUUGCAGUUGGAAGGGCUCAAUCUAAUACCAGUGACGUGAUCGAUCUAUGCUGGCCGCGCGAUGGAAGCCCAUGCUUUCCGUUCUGCCUUGAAGCUUUUGGUUUACAACCCGCCUAGGCGGUCACGUGACGACUAGAAACCAACAGUAGGUGGAAGUUUGGCUGCGAAGACAGUGAUUAAGCAGAAUGUUAUUACCGACAAAGAUAAGGGAGCCAGAAAUGGCCACGGGUUCGUUGUCCUGUCGGUUUCGGUCGGGAAUAUACAAUGGUAGAGGGGGGCGCUUACCGAUCCUUCUUGCGGAACUCACUCGUUCCGUUGUGCCUUACGUGCUCUCUCUCUCUCUCUCUCUCUCUCUCUCUCUCGUCGGCUAAUAAGCCAGAAAUGGUCAUUCCAGUCUCCCUUGUCUUUAUCGGUAAUGCCAUUCUGCCUAUAUCAUGCGCCGCUGUGCGGCUGCUGGUUGGGCUCGAGAGAGAGUCUGUAAGACACAACGGAACGAGUGAGUUCCGUAAGAACGAUCGGUGAGCGUCCCUCCACCACAGGGAUUAAGGUUUCAUUGGUCGAUGGCAGCAAAUAAGCCAGAAACAGGCGCCCAAAUGGCCCUGUGUACGUUUGAUAAAAUCUUCUGGAUGUGGAACCGGCCGAAUAGUCCAUGGGGAACCUUUAAAAAACUGUACAUAUGUCCCUCUACUUGAAUCUACUAGUUCAUCUUGCUAAAAUUUGCCCUAAAUAUCAAUUUUCUGAGCUUGCUUGGCACUUUUUCUCCAAGUACUAAAUUUGGAGAAGGGUAUUAGGAGAGAUUUCUGCGCUCGUACUUUCUACGUAAUAUAUACAGGCAUGGAAAAUUACUGAAACUCCAGCUGAUUAAACGAGUGUUCAUUUAAAAUGAGUGUGAUUUUUGUCAGCCGCUGGAAAGGCUCCCAUCCGGAGUGAUCUAGUCCAUCCUUACACGUACACGGCGCAGAUGGUCAACAGACGGGCUCUAGCAGAUGGGCCAUAAACACUUCAUCGAACCGAAUUUUAUCAGUGCCUCACCACCCGCCAUUCCCUGUCGCGGUAGAUUGGGCAGUUAUACUUGCCCUCGACUUCGGUCUGGCAGUUGAUCGCCUGUUCGUGACCUUUGCCACGCAUACGGAGCUUGUUUGCUUCAGGAAGCCAGUAGAUCGGAGCACCUGCAUUCCUGAGCUUAGUCAAGUACUGCGCGUGUUCGCAGAUCAAACUAUCUCACCCUGCCACCAACACAAUUAGUUGUGGUAGGGGGGCGCUCACCGAUCGUUCUUACGGGACUCAUUCGUUCGGUUGUGCCUUAUGGGCUCUUUCUCUCUCGAGCCCAACCAGCAGCCGCACAGCGGCGCAUGAUAUAUAGGCAGAAUGGCAUUACCGACAAAGACAAGGGAGACUGGAAUGGCCAUUUCUGGCUUAUUAGCCGUAGUCAGCCAGUCACACCCAACCCCAUAAGUGUGGAACAGCCGAGGCUCGAACUCGCGACCUGUUGGUUUAUAAGUCCAUGCCUCUACCCACCGGACCACGAGCCCGUUGCCCUGUCGGUUUCGAUCGGGAAUAUACAAUGGUAGGGGGGCGUUCACCGAUCGUUCUUACGGAACUCACUCGUUCCGUUGUGCCUUAUGAACUCUCUCUCGAGCCCAACCAGCAGCCGCACAGCGGUGCAUGAUAUUGGCAGCAUGGCAUUACUGGCAGUUAGUAGUAAACUGCCCUUACUAACUUGGAGUAAAUCAUUCGGAGCGAAGCUUUAUAGGCUUGACCCCAAAGCUGACAUAAAUACCCGAGCCGAAAUCCGCCAGCUACAGUGCGAUAUCCGCGUAGCAUUCAUUGACUGCCAACAGUAUGCGCCUGUUGUACGAUUUUACCAUAGUGAUGAGGCAAGUACUAGCUGAGAGCGUAUGUUUCGCCGAUCUUGCAGUUGUUAGGUGUGCGGCCAUCAAUGGGUCCCCCAACUUCCUCAUGCGUUUCCUGGAUUGACAUUUCAGCAUUUUUAUGCAUGAAUAUGGAGUAAAUUUCUCGACACAAACCAUCGCAGGCUCGGUGCGAAUGUCGUUUUUUAAUAUUUGAGCCAAAAUCUAGCAGACUCAGCGAAACAAUCGCGUGACCCGCAGAUCCUCCGAUUAGACGGAACAAAACGAGAUUCUCCUGAUUACCAAUAAGCACCUGUGUGCACGGGAAUGACACACAACCGAUUCGACUGCUCCGCGCUUGUUCCUGACCUCCAAUCGAGGGCUUCCGCAGACGGGGCUGAAAGUCCGCAAGCCGAUAGGUAUUUCUGAUAGCAGCCAACAGGAGGUGGACUUUCGGUCUGAUUGGUGGAGCGUACGAUUCAAACGCUCGGUUGAGUGUUCCAGUAUCGAAAGUCAUGGCAUUUCGCACAACUUCAGUUUCCAAACCACACAGUUUGAAUAAAUACUCACCAUCCUUAGACCGAAAGACAGUGUCCUGACAUCUGGAACAGUGGUGGGCAUGUGGGUUUAAAGACAUGUGAAUGUCAGGUUACUUGUCUUUUCCCAUAGGGCAGAAUUCGAGUAAGUCGCACGGAGCGAGUACGAGAAGCGUCCUUUGUGUAAGCGACGAAAAUCAACGGUAGAACAGAUUACAAUCAGAUACCGAUUUUUCGGGAGUAGGCACAGGCCGCUGGGAGGGUUCCCUAUAGAUUGCUUGAGCUCUCUGAUUGGUCGGUUUGGAGGUGAAGGGAGGGUUAGAUCGCAGUUGGUAGCCAGGACCCGUAUUACAGGUGGCGGGGGGGGGUUUACUGGGACUAUUUUGUGGGGCUCCAUAAUCCCGUCCGACCCAUUUGGCUUCCGUUCUACGUUCGAGGUUAGGAUUAGGGUACCGGUUAAUGGUUUCCGAUUUUCGGGUUAGGGUUAUGCCUUUAGGCUUAGGUUUUCGGGUUACGGUUAGGAUUUGAGGGUACGAUUAGGUUUCAGUAUUACGGCUAGGUUUUUCAGUUCCGGCUAUGUAUAAGGUCUACGUUUACGUUUACGAUUUCGGUUAGGGUUAGGGUUGCCGUUAGGGUCAACGGUUAACGUUUAAGGUUGAGGUUAGGGUUAGGGUUAGGGUCAAGGUCGCCGUCCGCUUCCCCAUUCCUGGCUACCAACUGCGAUCUAACCGAAGGGAGUUUUAUCGGACCAUCGCAGAGCAGGAAUUAGCUUGCUCCUUAGGUAGCUUUUCUUCUCGAAGACGUGUUUGGUGCAUCCCAUGGUUCUAGUCCGUGUUUAACCAAUCGUCAGACAUGGCCCGCUUAUUAACAUCGGUGCUAAAUAAAGGAUCGGAGGGGGGGACAUUAAGAAUGGCAAUUUUCUGUCGAUCUAACACCCGGCCCUAGGAAACGCGUCUCGAGUCCAACGAAUAUCAACAAGUUCAACCUUCUCCAGCCCCCCGAUGUAGAACGAUUUUAACGAGUAUAUUCAAGAGUGGAAGGUCAAUUCAUGGCUGCGAUGAGUGGAUCUCGUUUUUACAAGCCGAUCAAGUUGGGUGUCUCUGGUACUCGUACAAGGUGCCCUUCCAGAGAACGAUAUGAUCGACAAAGGAAGCCCAGUCCUCAUGUGGUUAUCACCUACUCUUAUCGCUUCGAUUUAGCUGGAGUGUUUUUUCGCAAAUGCAAAUAGGCAGCGCAGUGAGUCUCUCAUUCUGUUUGCCGAAGGGGACUGCACCCCCCUGAUGAUAACACUUACUACUCGCGUCAGGCCUUGCCGUGCACUCUAGUAUCGAUUUCCCUCUCACGCCAUGAUCCCAGAGUAGGAGUUAUUGAUUGGGCUUGCACGGUGAGCUGCCCCCAGCGCAUCACCAGAAGUCUUAUCACCUACGCCCCUCGCUGUGGUAGGCCUAAGGAAACCAGUAUUCUACAGGUGCAACCAAUAACAGCGUCAGCGUGGUCUUGCCAGCCCUUUUGAUGUGACCGACUCGUGAUCACCUGGGCGGGUUGUGCAUACUCUGCGUACCGUACGGGCGAGAUGGAGUAUUUGUGGGGCGGCACCCUCGCCUGACGGGCGGUGAAUACGAUGGAAGGUCAGUAUGCGUGCGAGCAUCAUUUCACGUUCACGGCGCCGAACAAAAUCUCUGCUCCGCUGGCUUAUGACCCAACUCCCCAGCCACUAAGCAUGUCGUCCCUACUGCCUUUUCAUCCGCACAGUCAACUGCCAAUGAGUGCAAGUGCGGCCUUCGACUCCAUGACGGAGGACCUGCCGUUGGAUUUGAGUUUUCUCAGUACGUCGACGCCACGAGAUGAGACCGGCGGGAAGUGUUCGGGGACGACGAACGGGGAGGUUGAGGGGAAUGAGGACCUACCUGCUCAUUCUCCAACCGCCAGACAUGCUCUUCAACAGCUGAACCUCGGCGAUUCCGUCACACCCACAACCUCCGCGGAGACAAUGGUUGCAACAAAGGAGGAACGGCGGCCUGUGAAGCAGGAAUCUGGCGAGCUCAAUGAACUUCUAACUGGCAUCCAAAUGGCUCCAAUAAAUGAAAACGGUAAGGAGUUGCCUUUUUAGUGUACGCUUCUAUUUCCGCAUGUCGCGGAAAACAGACCUACUACGUUUUUUAAGGUAUACGACCAAAAAUGAACUAUCGCACUUUAAAAAGGGGGGGGGGGACAUAAAAACGCAUUUAAACAGUAGCAGAAGGGGAAGGGGGGGGGGCAAGUAAUCGUAAAUGUCGGGAACGUGCAGUUGAAAUUUCGGAAGCAUGCUGGUGAAAGCUGUAGGGUGAAAGUUUGAGAAACCGUUUUUGACAAUCCGCGUGUCGAGUUUUAUGUAGCAAUAUAUGCGUACUUGACAGAAAGUUUGGUUCUCGUGGGCGUAUUUCAGAAUGACUGUGGGGCUGAGAGCCAGGCUGAAGUGGAUGAUGUGGUCUUUUAUGGCGCUCUCACGCAUGUGAGACCCAAGUCGACAUUACUGUAUUACGUUACAUCUGAAGUGGGGACCAAAUCGUAUGUGUGGCACGCGUAGAUUGACUGUCUAGCCUUGUCAGACACUGCGUCCGCGCACACCUCCGAUCGUAUUACUUUUGCCUUGCCACCAUAGCAAGGUAAGUGAGAGAGGGCAGGGUGCGGUAGACGCUUCGCAAGUCCGCCUCACUGCAAGCUGAUUCAUGCGCGAGCCACCGACGUCGAGCCCACUCCGUUCGGCACUCGUGAGGAUCCAAUUGUCACGACAGCAUAAUGUUGGGGUCGUUUCUGCGAAUGGCUUUAUUUCAUAUUGACCCAACUGCGAAAAACUCGGCGCCUCGAUGGGAUUCGAACCCACGCAGUAAGGGGAAGGCUUCAGUACAGCCAGCGCUCUAACCAAUUGAGCUACGAGGCCCCGCCGGACGACGAUGCGAGUUUAAUCACAUUUGGGUCAAGUUACUCGCCCAACCUACUGCAACGUCUGGAAUCCACUAAAUCUGAUACAGUAAGUUAACUGUUCAAGCAGGAUAUCCUAAGUAAUUCACCUAGAGUCCGCCAGAUGACUACCAGGCUCACUGGCUUCUCUCAGCCGUAUUAGAAGUCGCCUGGGGAACGUGAAUUUUCACUUUAAAAGGUUCCGCUUUUCGUCUGUGAAAUAAUUUAACCGCGUGAUUUGAGGGAUACAAAGUCUCCACCUGCAUCCCGUUAGGUUAACAACUAAAUUUCACGACGUUCGAGGUUCUUUUCACCGACCACCUGAAUUUUGGUGAACAUGUCUCACCAGUUAUGAAAAUUGCUCCAAUUGCUUUUUUCCGAAUAGCCGAUUGGCGCAUUCGUAGCUUACGCGUUUAUUAAUCUAACUAGCAGAGAUCGAAUAAGGUUUUGCAACUUUUCUUGAUUAAACGCUUAACAAAUGACAAAAUAGGUCUGAGGUUUUCCCUCUCGUGUAUUUCGAACGCUAUGUUGAUGAAUGUUUAGGCAGAUGUGGUUUUUGACAGAAUAAACUAACACUUGUCUGUGGGCUUUUAGUAAAGUUAAGCUAAGCUAUUAGGGGAGGUAACAUACAGCCGUACCACUGAAAGCUACGAAUAAUAUGCCUCUUUGUACUGUUUUGGCCAAUGCGGCAGUUAGAAUAAAUUUAGGGUCUCUGUGUUGACUACUCAAGUAGCACGGCAUUUGCACAUUAAUCUGCCACACAUAAUGGACACCGUCGGUAACGAUGAUUUGGCGAGGCUUUGUUUACUUACUCUGGGGGAGCAUCUGUGUUGAACAAAAGAGCUGAACAUCUAAGAACUAUGCGGUAUCACAGAUUAUGCUCCCCCAUAUUGUCACCAAUUUACAGGGGACAUUAUUUUUUACCGUCUAAUAAUAAAAAGAACAAUAGUAACGAUAAUAAUUAUUAUCAUUACUAUUAUAAUGAUGACAGUAAAAAGUGAAUUUAAUGUCCCUUUGAAAGCAUUGUCAAAAAUGUAUUACAUUGUCGUAUUUUUACCCCGAUGACUGCCUCAAAACACAUUGACCACCCUCACCUAACAGUCACCGCAAAGUAAAUUUAUUUCUUUCUCUGGAACCUGCAAAUAAAUAUCGCCACUUAUUUUCUUUUAACAUAGUUACUCCCCAGAUUAAGUAUCACCAAUCAUAAACCAUACCCUUGCCGAUAGUUCAAGUGCCAGACUAAUCCGCAAUACAAAGUCAUACGAGUAAUUAUUUCUAACCAACGCCACAUUUUGGAGUGCCGGAGAUAUUUCGGAAUAUUUAUUCACCUAGUGUGCGUUUAUAUUAGGACAAAAUCCGACAAAUUUAAAAAUUCAGGGCCUCCUGGUCUGAAAUAUGCGCUAUUUCCUACGAAAUGACUAGAUAAUUAAGCCGUUUUGGAUUAUUUUUUAAACAUUGACGAUGGACAUCAACUAUAAAGACAGCUAAUAGGGGCUUUAAUGCGUCCGUUCUAUGCUAGCAUCUGAUGCACCCCCUAACAGAAAACCUGCAUACUACAGGAUAUGAAUUAACCUGAGAUUAUAUUCUGCGGGCGUCAAUACGGCAGACAAAUUUGGAGACGGCUUCCAGUCAGUGUUUUCUGAAUUUUCCUGCGGGGAAAAACUGGUUAUUGUUCGCCCCCCCCCCUUCCACGUCCGAGAUGCCCACCAAGAUCUCGGUUCUGUUUAUCAGGCCCUCCAGAGUCCGGAGCCUAUCAAAGACUAAAACUGGCAUUCCAGGCUAUCUUACUGGAACCGGGGUUAAGGCGAAACGACAAUCGGUGAACACCAUUCUCAUGGGGCCUUGAACAGUCCUAACGGGCCGUGAGCCCAUGACUAAAUGACGAAUUGAGACCCGGGUUCAAACCUCCUGCUCUCCACUCUGCACUUUCGGUGUGGCUGGCUGAUGACGUCAGGCAGGGCAGAAACAACCACCUAUUUUGCCUUGUUUCCCCCCCCCCAUCCUGAUGUUGUUUUAUUGGUUCCCUCUUGUUCACAGCGACAACACCCCCAGCGGUCCUUCAGCUCUACUACAUGCUGUCCUGUGUGCGACUCUGGCGUCUAAUGUCUGCGAACAGGAGUCCUGCGGUGGAAGGCAGACCCCAGUUCAUGCCGCUAGGACCAAAGAUCCUUCCGACCAAUGAGAUCGUCCAGUCCGAGGAGGCUGCGUGGGCGUGGAGCCACAACAACGCUCAGGGUGGUCAGCCCUCCGGAAGCAGCCUGUGA
This is a messenger RNA of Spirometra erinaceieuropaei, 7902 nucleotides long. NCBI's taxonomy places the organism in Eukaryota, Metazoa, Platyhelminthes, Cestoda, Diphyllobothriidea, Diphyllobothriidae. The record is from the annotation of a GenBank genome assembly.